Neurospora crassa OR74A is the source of this 1942-nucleotide messenger RNA. RefSeq lists its product as hypothetical. The coding region runs from base 524 to 931 and encodes 135 amino acids. The record is from RefSeq and is a predicted model, not a curated record. The transcript has 3 exons. Lineage: Eukaryota; Fungi; Ascomycota; Sordariomycetes; Sordariales; Sordariaceae.
GAUAAAGCAUGAGUUCUCAUUUCUUUGAUCAAUCACUGUUCACGACUGCCUCUCAGAAACAACCCUGGCCCUUACCUUAAGCAAGCAUGUGGGUCCAGAUCUAGCCUUGGCCUCCACACGUUCUCCACUGUAUCAACGGCCCCGCUCAGGCCCAGAGCGACCUACGUCAUGAAUUCAUGAUUGAAUGCCAGGACAGAAGGCACCACGGGCCUUGACACAGCAGCCGUUCACUCGGAAGCAAGCAACAAGCACGUCCAACUGGGAAUUCUGGUACUGAUGGAAAUUGGAGAAGUUUGGGACGGGAGUGGAAAGGUGAAGGAAGGGAUGACAUAUUCAUUCUGGAGCACUGCAUUUAAAAGUAUAUAAUAUCAUCUGUCGUCUACCUUCCCCAAGCCACUUACACAACAACAACACAAACAAAUCAACACUCAAAACAACCACUCUCGCGAUAAUCGCAAACCACGCAAUAAUUACAACACACAUACUAAACCUUAAUACCACAACAACAACAACAACAUCCAAAAUGUCCCAGUCUCGCAUUCUCCCCAUUCUCGGCGCCGGCGUUGUCGGUCUCGGCGGCUACUACAUCUACAAGUCUGGAGGCAGCCCUUCGGCCGCUGAGAAGAAGUUUGAGGCCGACCUCCACCGCGGCGCCGCCAAGAUCAAGUCUGAGUUGCCCAACUCUUCGCAGACCAACGCCCGCCAGGAGGGUGCCCACUACGGCAAGGAGAUCGGUGGCAAGAUUGAUGAGGCUGUCUCCCAAGCAGACAAGACCUACUCUUCAACCAAGUCGCAAGCCGAAGCCCUCGCCAAGGACACCAAGGCCGAAGCGCUCAAGAAGAUUGACCAGUUCGACCGCACCGUGGAGCAGAAGGCUGCCGAGGCCAAAGCUGGAGUUUCCAGCUGGUUUGGUAGCGGCAACUCCAAGUAAAUUGGCGGCGAUCCCCAAAUAAACACCGAAACUAAUAACGACGGCAAGUUCGACGGACGAAGGGAAAGCAUGUCAGGCGUUUGUUUAUGAUUGAUAAUGAUGAAAAGGUUAAUGAUAUCAUGAGUUUGGGGGGGAGGAGGUUAGGGUUUGCUACGUUACGCACGCUAAAGCUAAUGCAUCAUCCAUGAAUGAUUCGGGAGUUCUAGGACUUGUUAGGACAUUUGAAAGGACUUUAUGGAACAAGUUAAUUCGAACAAUUGCGAACCAUCAAAACAAAGAAACAUAACAGCCCCGAUCGUGAUUGAAUCAGAUGAAAUUUGCGCUGCUCUAACGAGUCUGUUUGUCUUUUUUACCCAAACCCAGGGCUGAUCAUGCCUCAACACCACAUUAGCAUCACAAAUAGUCCGUCUACAUAGUAAACAACCCCCCUCAAGACAACGUCUCUGCCACCAACUUCAACACCUCGUCCGUCUUCUUUCCCGCAUUUUUCGGAUCCUUCGCCACCCUCGUCCACUCCUCUCCAUGCCUAGGAUCCACCAACACGCACUUGGCCACCAAAUCCGCCCUCUUCUCCUCCGUCCCAUGCUGCACCAAAAACUUGUAAUACCACGCCCACGUAUCGCCCACAUCGCGAUCCAGCAACAGCGCCUUCUCGAACCAGUUCUGCGCCCGGUCCAGCUUCCUUUCCGCCCACAGAAUUCUCGCGGCCGUGACCAGCAGGAUCGGAUCGUCUUCCACCUUUUUCACCGCCUCGGCAAGCAGCGAUUUCCGCUGCGUGCGCGGCUCGAGGUUGAGGAUCCUUUCCGCCCACAGCAAGCCCGAUUUGGGCAUCUGCUGUAACGCUUGCGCCAUGAGCGACUUGGCCUGGUUCAAGUUGCCCGCGCGCCGCUCGACGCGGAUGAGUUCCGUCCAUAGCUCCGGGGACUUGGGCACGGCUUGUCGGGCGCGGUCGAGGACCGAGCGCGCCUUGACGACAUUGUUGGCCUUUUCUUCUAAACGAGAGUACAGAAG